Molecule: messenger RNA, 348 nt
Organism: Effrenium voratum
Lineage: Eukaryota; Dinophyceae; Suessiales; Symbiodiniaceae
Source: the annotation of a GenBank genome assembly
GAAGAUCCUCGCACUCUGGAGCCGGAGCCCGAGCGUAGCCGCGGCGAAGCCAAAGCGGAGCCGGAGGCGGAGCGAAGGCGGAGCGGAGGCGGAGCGAGGGUGGAGCGCAGGUGCAGCGAUGGUGGAGCGGAGGCGGAGCGGAGGCGGAGCGAAGGCGGAGCGAAGGCGCAGCGCAGGCGCAGCGAAGGCGGAGCGCAGGCGGAGCGGAGGCCGAGCGGCGCUCGGCUCCGCUCCGGCUCCGCUCCGACUCCGCUCCGGCUCCGCUCCGGCUCAGCUCCGGCUCCGCUCCGGCUCCGCUCCGGCUCCGCUGCGGCACUCAGCUCCGGCUCCGCUUCGGCUCCGCUCCGG